GACCUGAGACAGUGUGAAUCUUAUUUUUGAUCCGCACCUGCUUUGACACCGCGGUGAUGCAGAUGGAGGAGGCGGUGUCGCAUGGAGGAGCGGACGGAGCAGAUGGUGCACCCGGACAAGCGCCGCUGCAAGACUGCACAGGUGCUUGUUGUCAUGGAGGAGCAAAGAUGGCGGUCCUGGCCUAUAGCCUGGGCAAACGCGAAAUAAAUCAACAUUUCACCAUAAAAAAUGCCAAAUUGAUAUCGCUGGUUGUCGUUUUCCUGCUCCUCGUGUUUCACACAGCUUCGCGGUACUAUGGAGGCGGAGACUCAUGUGAAUGGCUGCUAUCCAGAGGACGAUACUUGGGGGAGAAUGUAUGGCAGCCUUAUGGCUGCAUGAUGCACAAAUACAAAAGCAUUGAAGCCAAAACCUGCCUUGCUGAAAAGCGGGUGGCCUUUGUUGGUGAUUCACGAAUCAGGCAACUAUUUUACUCCUUCAUCAAAGUUAUUGACCCUGAGCGAAGAGAAGAUGGAAAUAAGCACGAGGACAUUUCCUUUGAAGAUGAGAGUUCCUCUCUUAAUGUGGACUUCUUGUGGUAUCCAGAGGCAAAUAAUUCAAUGAAAGAGCGCUUGAUAUCAUGGACACACGAAGCUUCAGCAAAGCCAGAUGUUGUCAUCCUUGGAGCUGCCACAUGGUCCAUCAAGUUGCACAGUGGCAGCAGCGAGACCCUGCAGCAGUACAAAGUCAACCUGACAGCCCUUGCUGUGCACCUGGAGAAGCUGGCUGACCAUGGAGAGGUCUACUGGGUCCUGCAAGAUCCAGUAAAUGAGGAGGUGUUGAGUGACAACAGGAAAAUGAUCACCAACCAACAGCUUGAACUGUACAAUGAGGCAGCGGUGGACGUGCUCAACAGCAGCAAGCGUAACAGCAGGUCUCGGGUCAAGCUGUUGGCCGCGUCCCGCCAGGCCGCAAUGGAAACUAUCACCCAGUCAGACGACGGCUUGCACCUGCCUGAGAGCACCAGGAAUGUGGGAGCUAUGAUCCUCAUGAACUCGGUGUGCAACAAGCUGCUGAGGCCUAUUGACGGUUCCUGCUGCCAGACAGUACCACCCCCAAACCUUCUCCAGAAACUGUCGGCAUGUUUCUUCCUGGGCUCAGCCGCAGUCUUCCUGGUCCUCCACGUCCUUGGCAACAACCGCCACCGCCGACCAGUGCCCCCGGACGUGGAGAGCCUGGAGGAGAAGAAGCCAGCGACUGCAGCUGUCCCCCUUGGUCCAAAGGCACCCUUCCAGGCCCUCUGCAGGAUGGGUGUCAUCAUGGGCUAUUUUUACCUUUGUGACAGAGCAGAUGUUUUCAUGAAAGAGCAGAAGUUCUACACACACUCCACGUUCUUUAUCCCUCUCAUCUAUAUAUUUGUCCUGGGAGUGUUCUACAGUGAGAACAGCAAGGAGACCAAAUUACUCAACCGAGAGCAAACAGAUGAGUGGAAAGGCUGGAUGCAGUUGGUUAUCCUUAUCUAUCACAUAUCUGGAGCCAGUGCUUUCAUUCCAGUGUACAUGCAUGUGCGGGUGCUAGUUGCAGCAUACCUUUUCCAGACUGGCUAUGGACAUUUUUCCUUUUUCUGGCUCAAAGGAGACUUUGGACUGUAUAGAGUGUGCCAGGUGCUUUUCCGUCUGAACUUCCUGGUCUUGGUGCUGUGUGUGGUAAUGAACAGACCCUACCAGUUCUAUUACUUUGUCCCAUUGGUAACCUUCUGGUUUGUCGUAAUCUACGGCACGUUGGCCAUGUGGCCUCAGAUCCUUCAGAAGAAGGCCAACAAUAGUGGCAUGUGGCACCUUGGGGUCUUGACGAAGUUACUGGGCCUCCUGCUGUUUAUCUGCUUCUUUGCAUUUUCACAGGGUUUCUUUGAGAGUAUCUUCUCUGUGUGGCCCAUCUCCAAGCUCUUUGAGCUGAACGGAAGCAUACACGAGUGGUGGUUCAGAUGGAAGCUGGACCGAUUUGCGGUGAUACACGGAAUGUUAUUUGCCUUCAUCUAUCUGGUGCUGCAGAAGCGCCAGGUGCUCUCAGAGGGCAAAGGAGAGGCUCUCUUCUCUGCCAAGAUUUCCAACCUGCUCCUCUUCCUCUCUGUCGUCUCCUUCAUAACUUACUCAAUAUGGGCUAGCAGCUGCAAAACCAAAACAGAGUGCAACGAGAUGCAUCCUUACAUCUCUGUGGUCCAGAUUUUGGCCUUCAUUCUAAUCAGGAACAUUCCUGGCUACGCCCGCUCUAUAUAUAGCUCAUUCUUUUCUUGGUUUGGAAAGAUCUCUCUGGAGCUGUUCAUAUGCCAGUACCACAUCUGGCUGGCAGCAGACACCAAGGGAAUUUUGGUCUUGAUCCCAGGAAACCCUUCACUCAACAUCAUGGUCAGCACCUUUAUCUUCGUCUGUGUGGCUCAUGAGAUUUCUCUCAUCACCAAUGACCUGGCACAAGUGGUUAUCCCCAAAGACAGCAUGGCCCUGCUGAAGAGACUGGGGGCCAUGGGGCUCUUCAGUCUGGUAGUAUUGCUGCUAGCUAGGGGCAGCCAGCCCACACCCGGCGCCUGAUGGAUACCUCUUGAUGGAGCAGGCCCCGUGUUUUAGUCUGCUGGUGGUCACAGGAGACAACCUCAGUUGUGUUUGUAGAGCAACAACACAAGGACACAUGGGAGAACAGUGUCUCGCUGCUGGCCAUGUUUGAGCAGAGUCUGUACUUUUUUGACUGCUGUGAAAGUCGCACACUGAAGAAAAUAAAAAUGCCCAAAGGAGGGAGGGGGGGGGGCUCUCUCCUUUCUGGGCAAAGUGCAAAUUUUAAGAGAUGAUAAAAAAAACAAAGAACAAAACACUCAAACGUUUACAUUAUUUGGAUUCAACAGAAAAGGAAAGGAAACAUUUGGAGAUGUGGAAAAAGAGGUCCUCUCAUUUCAUUCAUGCUUGCUAUGUGAAUUUUUGCAGCAUUGCUUCUAUUUAGCCAAACACACUAAUAAGAAGUUUGUUUUGUCACAUAGAGUACUUCCUGUCAUUGCUUCACUCUGGAAGGGAUCAGUAGGCACACACUCCGUCCACAUGGCAGCAGCAGUUGAAGGUGUUUUCAUAACCUACAUAUUCAGAUAUCUAAAUUCGAGUAAAAAUUUGGAGUGCAAUUGUUAAAAUGUUGGAUUAUCCCUUGACAUAUUUUUGCUAAUGUUUUUGUGAAUAAUUUUAGAAAUGUAUGCCUUGUGCUGAAAGGUACCGUGGUCACCUGCUGUAGCGCUGAAAUUCUAUGUGAUAUGUACAGUAUUUAAUGAUUUAAAUUAAGCUUAUAUUUUAUACAGGUUUUUUUUUUUUUUAUUUUGUACAUGGCGCUCAUGACUGCUGUUUGUGAAGGAAGUAUUACAUAGUUUUGUACCCAUCCCAGCAUCUCCUAUGAUUACCUGCCUCAGAGACACAUUGCAGAGGUUGAGCCUUUACAGUGUGACACCCGUCUGUCCUACUAGCUCACUUCAUAGGCUGUGUAUAUUUGUAUGAUAGAGUGUGAGACUUUAUUUUAUAUAGCAAUGCUUCAGCAGUGCUUUUAGGUCCUUUAUCCUUCAAUUGCCGUAAAAAACAUGCCUCAUAACUCUGGUGGAAAAUGCACUGGCUUGCACAUAUUGUACAAUAGGACAGACAGCUAAAUAUACAUCGUCUCCUCGCUGCCACCGCCAGUGAACGUUUUGGUCAGUGAGUGAGUGACUGAAUAAGUGAUUUCUUAAGAUUGAAUGCCUUUGAACAUACAGCUUUUCUCAUUGGCUCAUACAUGCAGUACAUCGUCUGUGAUGUAGCCUGGGAUCACACUCUUCUGUCUGUCAGGCACUUCGCAUCAGAACCACUUCAACAUUUAAAGACAACUGCUACGUAAUGCAGUGACUCACCUGAGAAGACAUAAUACUGUUGUUUAUAGGAAAAUAUUGUAUAUUUUGUCACUUGACAAGUGGGUGAUGUGUCUUUGCCUAUAUAUCCUCAGACUUUUAAGAGAGAUUAGCACUUUUGUUGUAAGACCUGAAUUUUUUUUUUUUUUUUUUCUUCAAUCUUUGCAGUGAAAUACAAUGUUAAACAUGCGUUUAACACGGUACCAGUGCAGAUGCUUUCUGCACUUUAGCACAUUUUUAUUGGGUAAAUCAAAUGUUUUGUCAAGGUCAUUUGGCAGAUACAAAAAAGAAUGAUAAUGUAACAUCCUAUCUGUUUUGGAUAUGAAUUUUGAGUUGCAUAAUUCAUCUAUGGGGUAGUAAAUGUUUGCGGUGUCAGUUGUUUUUCACACAUUUAUGUAGCUUCUCUUUAAAAGAAAAACAUGGGUCCACAAAGAAUAGUCUUUUUCAUUACAGUGGAAUAAUUUUUCCACACCUAUCAAAGCUUCUCCUGUUAUUUAUCUGAUGAUGUGCAGUUCAGGUUGUUUCCUCAAACCGAGUAAGAGCCAAGUAAAUUUGUAAUUUCUAUUACCUGUCAUCUCCUCAUUGUAUAGAGGAAAAUGGCAUUUCCAUGUUGCAAUUUUUCAUCAAUGUGUGAAGUUUACUGAUCUGUUCUCUUGUCUAUUACUGAUCAACAGCUAUAAAUUUGGUCAUUUGUUUCAGGCCUUAAUAGAUCUUUUUGGUCGUGUAAAAGCAACAACUAUUUAUACCCCUGUGCAGGGCCUCUUUGAAAUAUGUUACAUGUAAAUUUUUUUGUGAUGUCAUAAAAAUGUGAAAUGUAUCCAUAUUAUUUAUAAAUGCCUUUAUUCUGUUGUACAUUGUUAAUAAUACCUUCAUAAAAUGUG
Molecule: messenger RNA, 4761 nt
Organism: Dicentrarchus labrax (European seabass)
Lineage: Eukaryota; Metazoa; Chordata; Actinopteri; Moronidae
Gene: casd1
Product: CAS1 domain containing 1
Exons: 18
Coding region: 57-2561 (834 amino acids)
Cellular component (GO): Golgi membrane
Molecular function (GO): N-acetylneuraminate 9-O-acetyltransferase activity
Source: RefSeq, a predicted model, not a curated record